Cynara cardunculus var. scolymus (artichoke) is the source of this 2166-nucleotide messenger RNA. RefSeq names its product TBC1 domain family member 15-like. The record is from RefSeq and is a predicted model, not a curated record. Lineage: Eukaryota; Viridiplantae; Streptophyta; Magnoliopsida; Asterales; Asteraceae. Gene Ontology annotation, molecular function: GTPase activator activity. The transcript is spliced from 15 exons. Gene Ontology annotation, biological process: activation of GTPase activity. Bases 80 to 2038 code for a protein of 652 amino acids.
ACCUCAUCUCUCGAAUCGGAAGAAAUCCAGCUCGUCAUCACCGCCUUUCCCCUUCCCAUCGCAUCUAUUACCGGUGGCGAUGCACGAAACGGAGAUUCACGAUUUGUCCGACGACGCCGAUUACGCCGCCGCAUCUAAACAAGGCUCGUCAAGUAUGACCCGUAGUGAUAGUAGUAAGCGAAGCUCUUCUAGCGAUCCCGAAGAUGCAGAAGUAGUGUACCUGAAGGAUAAUGUGACGAUUCAUCCAACUCAAUAUGCCACAGAGAGGAUCAGUGGGCGUUUGAGGUUGAUUAAGCAGGGCUCUUCACUAUUCAUGACAUGGAUACCUUAUAAAGGUCAAGGCUCAAAUGCGAGGCUGUCUGAGAGAGAUAAAAAUUUGUAUACCAUAAGAGCAGUACCAUUUUCUGAGAUUCAGUCAAUUCGUCGGCAUACUCCAACAAUUGGGUGGCAGUACGUUAUUGUUGUUUUAUCAUCUGGUCUAGCGUUCCCUCCGCUUUACUUCUAUAGUGGAGGAGUACGAGAGUUUCUUGCAACAAUUAAGCAACAUGUACAUAUCGUCAGGUCGGCAGAAGAUGCAAAUGUGUUUCUUGUAAAUAACUUUGAAGAUCCUUUUCAGAGAACUUUGUCUUCAUUGGAGCUUCCGAGAUCUCUUGCAAACGGAACACCUUCAUCUUCCUUUACAGGUUCUCCCUCUGAUGGUAAUCAGGAGAGACAAGAGGAUCAUGUGAGUAGUGUACAGCAAAACAACAGGCAGAGGCAAAAAAACCAUGAUCCUGCUCGAGAUCUUUCAAUUCAAGUUUUAGAGAAAUUCUCUCUUGUGACGAGGUUUGCUCGAGAGACGACUUCCCAACUCUUCCGUGAGAGCCUUGUUGAUGGUCAUGGUCCAACUGAGAAGAGGAAGAAUAAUUGGGCUUCCAAAGACCACCAGCAUCAGGAAGCAGCCUUGAAUGAUGUGGAAAAUGUUCCCACUAAAGUUCCAGUAGCCUCUGACCCUUUGGAGUUUGAUAAAUUAACACUUGUAUGGGGGCAACCACGGCAGCAUCCUUUGGGACCUGAAGAGUGGUCAACCUUUUUGGAUGCUGAAGGCCGAGUUGUGGAUCCAAAUGCUUUGAAGAAGAGAAUAUUCUAUGGGGGAGUGGAGCACAACCUGCGAAAAGAGGUUUGGGCAUUUUUAUUGGGAUAUUAUCCAUACAAUUCUACAUUCGCAGAGAGGCAGUAUGCUGUGUCGGUUAAGAAGUCAGAGUAUGGAACCAUCAAAAACCAAUGGCAGAGCAUUUCCCCAGAACAGGCAAAAAGGUUUACAAAAUUCAGAGAAAGGAAGGGUCUUAUCGAGAAAGAUGUGGUAAGGACCGACAGAUCACUGCCAUUCUAUGAGGGGGAUGGCAAUCCCAAUGUACGCCUUAUGCAUGAUAUAUUGUUGACUUACUCGUUCUACAACUUCGAUCUUGGUUAUUGUCAGGGCAUGAGUGAUCUCCUCUCCCCAUUGUUAUUCAUCAUGAGAGAUGAAUCAGAAGCAUUUUGGUGUUUUGUUUCUCUAAUGGAACGGCUAGGACCAAACUUCAACCGUGAUCAGAAUGGCAUGCACGCUCAACUUUUUGCACUGUCAAAGCUGGUGGAACUACUAGACAGCCCAUUACAUAAUUACUUCAAGCAGAAUGAUUGCUUGAAUUAUUUUUUCUGCUUCCGCUGGAUUCUUAUUCAAUUCAAAAGGCAAUUCGAAUACGAUAAAACACUGAGGUUAUGGGAGGUUUUAUGGACUCACUAUCCCAGCGAGCAUCUUCAUCUUUACGUAUGUAUUGCUAUCCUUAAAAGAAAUAGGGUCAAAAUAAUGGGGGAGCAGAUGGACUUUGACACCCUCUUGAAAUUCAUCAACGAAUUAAGCGGUCAAAUCGACCUCGAUCCAGUUCUUCGUGACGCAGAGGCUCUGUGUGUGUGUGCGGGUGAGAACGGCGCUGCUUCAAUUCCCCCAGGAACUCCACCUUCGUUGCCCAUCCAGGAUGGCUCCAUAUAUCAACAGCAAGAUGAUGAGGUGUUGUAGAACAUGAUUCGAGUGAAACCAAGAACAUGAAAGACGAUCGGUAAGUACAGUAUAUUGAUGUGUAAUCAUUUGUGUAUCAGCAUAUGUUAAUUCCAAUGUUUGAAUGAAGAUUGUGUCGUCUUGCAAUU